AUGAACAGCUUGGAUCAAGACCAUCUCGCUGAAAAUAUCAUUUGGAGAGAAAUGCUCGCCUUUACCGACACGUUCCGCACCUUUUACUCGCCGCAUGUUGUCCACGCUGUCUACACAGAGUUGAGUCAGGAAAGAGGGCGCUCCGAGUUCGAAUUAUCGCAUAAAGAACCCCAAGUCGUGGAGAAUAGCUGGAUUGACGUCACUUUGACUUUCGCAGUGAAGGAUGGGGAGCUCGUGGGAAGGUGUACUGCUGUCGUGUCGCUCGUACAAGUGGAUGGGAUGUGGAAGAUUUGGAUGGUGCGAUCGUGGCUUGAGUCCUACGAAGGCCAUGGCCAUCCGGAUGAACCAAAAAGCGGCCACGACAAUAGCAACAUUCAGAGUGAAGACCAUAUCUACGAUGCCAUCAUCGCUGGUGGUGGUCAGAGUGGCCUCGGAGCUGCUGGUCGAUGUAAGGCUUUGGGUGUUGACUACAUCUUGUUUGACAAUAGACCAUCUAUCGCGAAGCAAAUCGGGGCGGGCUAUAAAGACUGGGCAUUCAAACAUGCGAUCAAUGUUCAAGAAGCUACUUCGGUCGACUCCGCCUCAUGGGAUGGUGCGAACCAGCUUUGGACGGUGAGUACAUCUGGAAAGAAUGGCGAUCAGAAGUGGAGAUGCAAGAACUUUGUUCUCUCCAUCGGUACAGGCCAUAAAACCCCAUCCCGACCAGCGUGGGCUUCAGAGCACGAAGUUAAGAGGAGCGGCUUCAAAGGUACGCUCAUCCACUCCGCAGACUACCACAAUGCAAACGACUUUGCCGGUAAGCGAGGAGUCGUCAUCGGGACCGCGAAUACAGGACAUGACAUCGCCGAGGAUAUGGCCAAUCUAGGAAUGGACACCACGAUGGUACAGCGCGGAAAAACAUGGGUGAUUCCAGGUCAAUUUCUAGUAUAUGCUCAUCAACCUGACUACAACCUCGACAAGCCUGUGGCAGAGGCCGACCGCGAGCAGAUCACCCAGCCCUUGAAAGUGCUGAGCGAGCUGGCUAACAAGCACAUAUGGGCUGGUAUUCGGGCCAAUCCGAAGCUUUGGGAUGAUUUGGAAGCAGCCGGUUUCAAGACAGAGCGUUACGGACAGCUGUUCAAUCAUCUGUACGGGCGAUUUGGUGGUCACUAUAUUGAUAUUGGGAACUGUGCCAGGAUCAUAAAGUGGGAAGUCAAGAUGAAACCCGAGGUAGUGAAAGAGCUCACAGAGAACGGACUUCUCUUUGAGGAUGGAAGUACCCUCGACGCUGACCUCAUCGUCCUGUGUACCGGGUUCGAACAUGACUUCCGCAAAGACGCACAAGGGAUCGUCGGGCAUGAGAUCGCUGCACAGAUGGACGACUUCUGGGGACUGGACGACGAAGGGGAGAUUAAAGGGUAUGCGAAGCUUGCUGGACAUCCGCAUCUCUUCUAUUUCGGUGGCGAGGCGAGAAUCGCGAGGUUUUAUUCCAGGUUCGUUGCCUUGCAGCUGCAGAAGUUGAAGCUUGGUUGGCCAAUUCAACCGUAUCGAGGGCCUUAG
Messenger RNA from Zasmidium cellare ATCC 36951, 1539 nucleotides. RefSeq lists its product as uncharacterized. Gene Ontology annotation, molecular function: flavin adenine dinucleotide binding; N,N-dimethylaniline monooxygenase activity; NADP binding. Lineage: Eukaryota; Fungi; Ascomycota; Dothideomycetes; Mycosphaerellales; Mycosphaerellaceae. Bases 1 to 1539 code for a protein of 512 amino acids. The record is from RefSeq and is a predicted model, not a curated record. The transcript has 2 exons.